This is a messenger RNA of Seminavis robusta, 825 nucleotides long. Lineage: Eukaryota; Bacillariophyta; Bacillariophyceae; Naviculales; Naviculaceae. The record is from the annotation of a GenBank genome assembly.
AUGGAAGCCACCCGGGGCCAGGCUUUUAAAAAAGCAAAAGAAGAGUCAAAAUUCAGGAGCAUGGUUUUUAAAAUUCAAAUCACAAGUACCGGUUCCCGUACCAGUACUGUAGACUACCUGGUGCAUCUGGUACCGCCAACUGGAAUGAGUACUAAUAGUCGUCUACCUUGGCUUGAGCUUAUUCUUUUUGUUGCCGCUGACCCUUCAAGGCUCCUCCAGCUAGCUAGUAGGUGCCCACCCAGGCUUUAUCCCUUGGACUGCUGCUCUUCCAUUAUCGGUUCUUGUUAUCUCAAUAUGCCCUACUACGACUCUUAUGACGCCGACAUAACAAUGACCAUGUGUCAUGAUUGCGACGAUCAAUUUUACUUGACUGAUGAUGGGGAAUGGAAUGUGUGCGGCGAGUGUGAAGGAACCCUCUGUUCGACAUGCGCUAACCGUUUCUGUUGCUCGGUGUGUGACGUUGAUGGCUAUCCAAGGGAGGGAUACUGUCUAACGCAAGCAGCCGCCAGCUGUAAGAGUUGCCUUGCAUACUGUGAAGACUGCCACGAAGUCUUCCAUGAUUGUUGCAAGGCAGAACAUCUGGCAAAAUGCAACUCCAAGACAAGGGCACAGAGAGCAGCAUCUGCAGCGGCUCAGAGAGUUACCGAUACAGAGAAAGUACUCAAGGUAGCUGAGGGGCAUUUGAAGAACUGGCAACAGAAGGUGUCUCGAUUUACGAAUGAGCUCCAAGCCGCUAGAGAAGACAAGAAGAAAGCGGAUCGGGAGCUUGCCAAAGAAAAUUCCAAGAAACUUAUCCAUCGUAAACCACAAAAGCUACUAGUUUGA